Molecule: messenger RNA, 573 nt
Organism: Candidula unifasciata
Lineage: Eukaryota; Metazoa; Mollusca; Gastropoda; Stylommatophora; Geomitridae
Source: the annotation of a GenBank genome assembly
AUGAAGUUGUGGAUAGCUGCUCUGAUUUUGACUUUUGGCUGCUUCUUACCAUCAUUUGGUGAAGACGAAGUGGAGUCCAGAAUUCUAGUUUCAAAGAACAUUCUGAACAGAUAUGCUGUUGAAAGAAAGGACCUAACAAUAGAAUAUAAAAUAUACAACAUUGGCAAAAGUGCAGUCUACGGUGUAGUGUUGAAAGACCAUGGCUUUCCAGACACUGCCUUUAGUACUGUCAGUGGCAGCCGCCAAGUCAGAUGGGAGAGAAUAUCUCCACAGACUAAUAUAACCCAUGUAUUGGUCGUGAGACCUUUGAUUUCUGGACACUAUAACUUCACUGCAGCAGAGGUCAGCUAUCUCACAUCAGAGGAGGAAGGUUCACGGAGAUUUUUUGUAUCCUCCAGUUUCCCUGGAGAGGGAUUUAUUGUGCCACAAAAAGAGUUUGAACGCAGAUUUUCAUCACACACGUUGGACUGGCUGGUAUUUGGCAUCAUGACUCUGCCAUCACUUGGGAUGCCUUUCAUGCUGUGGUUCAAGUCAAAAAAUAGAUACGACCCAUCAAAACCCAAGAGUAGUUAA